AUGGGAAAGAACUUCCAUCUGUACGAGAACAUCUCUAAGGUCAGCCCAUUUGAGGGGCCACAGUAUCACCUGGCCCCAAUAUGGGCUUUCUACCUACAGGCUGCUUUCAUGGGCUUUGUGUUCUUUGCUGGAACACCCCUAAACUUUAUAAUUCUCGUGGUGACAGCGAAGUACAAGAAACUGAGACAACCGCUGAACUACAUCCUGGUCAAUGUCUCGUUAGCAGGUUUCAUCUUUGUGACGUUCUCUGUGAGUCAAGUGUUCGUUUCUAGUGCGAGAGGAUACUACUUCCUGGGUUACACCUUGUGUGCAAUGGAAGCUUGCAUGGGUUCAAUAGCAGGGUUGGUGUCAGCUUGGUCCCUGGCUGUCCUUGCCUUUGAGAGAUACGUGGUCAUCUGCAAACCCUUCGGCACCUUCAAAUUUGACAACAACCAGGCUCUGGCGGCUGUCGCCUUCACCUGGGUCAUGGGGAUCGGAUGUGCAACCCCACCAUUCUUCGGCUGGAGCAGGUAUAUCCCUGAGGGUCUGGGCUGCUCCUGUGGACCUGACUGGUAUACAAACAAUGAGGAGUACCACUGUGCCAGCUACACCAAAUUCCUUAUUGUUACCCGUUUCCUCAUGCCCAUGUCCACCAUAUUUUUCUCCUACUCCCAGCUACUGGGAGCACUACGGGCUGUGGCAGCUGCACAGGCUGAGUCAGCUUCCACCCAGAAGGCAGAAAAGGAAGUAUCCAGGAUGGUGAUUGUGAUGGUGUGCUCCUUCAUUCUGUGUUACGGCCCCUACGCCUUGGCAGGCUUGUACUUCGCCUAGACAACAAGCGAGGACAAAGACUACCGCCUGGUCACCAUCCCUGCUUUCUUCUCUAAAAGCUCCUGUGUAUACAACCCUCUCAUUUACGCCUUCAUGAACAAACAGUUCAAUGCCUGCAUCAUGGAGACCGUGUUUGGAAAGCAGAUUGAGGAGACUUCAGUUUCAGCCUCCAAGACUGAGGUCUCCACAGCCUAA
This is a messenger RNA of Salvelinus namaycush (lake trout), 1005 nucleotides long. RefSeq names its product putative violet-sensitive opsin. Gene Ontology annotation, molecular function: G protein-coupled receptor activity. NCBI's taxonomy places the organism in Eukaryota, Metazoa, Chordata, Actinopteri, Salmoniformes, Salmonidae. Gene Ontology annotation, biological process: phototransduction; visual perception; G protein-coupled receptor signaling pathway. The record is from RefSeq and is a predicted model, not a curated record. The transcript has 5 exons. Gene Ontology annotation, cellular component: photoreceptor outer segment; membrane.